Plasmodium gallinaceum is the source of this 1509-nucleotide messenger RNA. It is a transcript of the gene ROM6, whose product is annotated as rhomboid protease ROM6, putative. The transcript has a single exon. Gene Ontology annotation, molecular function: serine-type endopeptidase activity. Gene Ontology annotation, cellular component: membrane. The coding region runs from base 1 to 1509 and encodes 502 amino acids. Lineage: Eukaryota; Apicomplexa; Aconoidasida; Haemosporida; Plasmodiidae. The record is from RefSeq and is a predicted model, not a curated record.
AUGUUUAGACCUCAUAGCUUUUUGAAAAUAAGUUAUAAAAAAUUUUUUUUUCAUUUUAAUGAUAAAAGGUGCAUUUAUAAUUUUACAAAAAAAAAAAAAAUAAAAAACAAUGUUCUUAAGAGAAAAGAUAGAAUAAAAAAGGAAAAAAAUAUUAAAUUAAAAGAAAAAUUGAAGAUUAUUUUUUUUAGUUCUAUCUACUUUUUUAGUGUGGAUUUUAUUUAUCAUGUGUACAUAUUAAAAGAUAAAAAUGAAAGCAAUUCAGUUAAUGAAGAAAAAAAAAAUAUAAAUGAAAAGAAAGAAGUAUUGGCAAGUUAUUUAAAUAAAGUUAAUAUACUUAACAAGGGAUGUAAUACAAAAAGCGAACCCAUACAAAAUGAAAAAAUAAGAAAUAAUGAAAAAAAAGAAAUAAAAAUAAUACAAUCAAAUGAAGAUCCUUAUGAAAUUAAAAUUAAUCGUAUAAAAAGAAAAGAUGGAGAUGAAAAUUACAUAGAAAAAGAAUUGAUAAAUAAAAAGAAUCAGAUAUUUGGAUAUAAUGAAAAUAAUAAAAUGAAGAAUCAGGAAAAUAAUAUUAAAGAUACAAUUGUGAACAAUUGUUAUAGACAACCUUUUUUAAAUGGUUGCAAUUUAUUUUUACUUGUUAAUGGAGUUGUUUUUUUAAGUUGGAGGUUAAGUGAAUUAAUAAAAAAUAAAAAAUUAUAUCAUUUUAUGAAUAGACAUUUUAUAUGCUCUUAUGAUAAUAUUAAAAAAAAAUAUUAUCAUACCAUUUUAACAGCUAGUAUUAGUCACAUAACUUUUCCACAUUUUUUAUUUAAUAUGUGGGCAUUUCAUACUAUAACUAAUGCAUUAUUAUCUCCUGAAAUUAAAGAAAAUAAAAAAAGUUAUUUAUUUUUUAAUUACAAAUCGAAUAUUUUAGAAAAAAAAAUUAACGAUAAGGAUAUAAUUAAUAUAUGUGUUUUAUCUUCGUUGCUUUCUACUAUUCCAUAUAUUUUUUUGAAUAAAAAAAAUAAAAUUUUGGGUGCAUCAGGGGCAAUAAUGGGACUUAUUUAUAUUUUGUCUACAGUUAAACCAAAUGAAGUGUUUAUUUCUAUUUUUCCUUUUCCUUAUUUAAAAUUAUCUUCAUUACAAUUAUGUCAUUUAACUAUUUUCACAAAUUUUCUUUUUCUAUUUUUUAAGAGAAAUUUUUUUAGUGUCGCAUGGUCAGCACAUUUAUUUGGAUUAUUAGGAGGAGUAUUUUAUAAUAUUUAUCAAAGAAAAAAUAAAAAUUUUAAUUAUUAUCCUUUUAUUGAAUUAUCAUUAAAAAAUGGGUAUAUUGAUUAUCUUAAUUCUUAUUUAGAUUUCAUAGAUAUGAUGAAAUGUUUACAAUUAAGAACUAAAUUAUUUUUUUCACUAGAUCAAAAUUCUAUUAAAAUAUUGAACAAAAAAAUUCAUACAAUUAAAAUGCUUCAAUCACAAAGAAGGUUAAAAUUUAACAUACAAAAAAUGAAAAAUUUAGAAAAUAUGUCAAAGUAA